Messenger RNA from Brettanomyces nanus, 1605 nucleotides. RefSeq lists its product as uncharacterized. The transcript has a single exon. Gene Ontology annotation, cellular component: cytosol; mitochondrion; cytoplasm. The record is from RefSeq and is a predicted model, not a curated record. Gene Ontology annotation, biological process: tetrahydrofolylpolyglutamate biosynthetic process. The coding region runs from base 1 to 1605 and encodes 534 amino acids. Gene Ontology annotation, molecular function: tetrahydrofolylpolyglutamate synthase activity; ATP binding. NCBI's taxonomy places the organism in Eukaryota, Fungi, Ascomycota, Pichiomycetes, Pichiales, Pichiaceae.
AUGAGUAACUCGUCUGCAGAUACAAGAUCUUCCCCGAUGAUUCGUCGUACCUAUAAGGAUGCUGUCAACGUAUUGAACACUCUACAAUCCAAUUUCUCCACGAUUGAUGCCGUUCGAAAGUCUGGUAUCAUCAGGAACCCCAUGCUUAUUCCUGAAAUGGUGGAGUGGACCCGUAGAAUUGGUUACAAGCCUUCCGAUUUCAACAGAUUGAACAUCAUCCAUGUUACAGGAACAAAGGGAAAAGGUUCUGUUUGUUCUUUUGUUAACAGUAUUCUUUCUCAGUAUCGGACUCCUGCCAAAUUUGUCCCUGCUGCUGCUGCUGCUGCUGUUGCUGCCGACGCUAUUGAUAUCGACCCUUCUUCCCGUUCCAACAGUGUCGAAAGCUCUGUUUCUCCUCGAAUCACAAAAAUAGGUCUCUAUGUCUCUCCUCACUUGAAGACUGUUCGUGAAAGAAUUAUGAUCAACGGUAAGCCGAUAGGUGAAGAAUUGUUUGCCAGAUAUUUCUUUGAGGUGUUUGACAGACUCGAUAAGUCUUCAUCGGAUCCCAUUAAGUUCCCCCAUAUGACUGCAGGUGUCAAACCUGCAUAUUUCCGCUACUUGACCUUAUUGGCCUUCCAUACAUUUAUCAGUGAAGGAGUGGAUUCGGCCGUGUUUGAGGUUGGUAUCGGAGGAGAAUAUGACUCUACUAAUAUUAUUGAGCAUCCUACUGCCUGUGGUAUUGCAUCGUUGGGUCUAGAUCAUACCCAGAUUCUUGGCAAUACCCUGGAAUCCAUUGCUUGGAAUAAAAGUGGUAUCUUUAAGCCCGAUACUCCCUGUUUCUCCGUUAGACAGCCCGAUCAAGCUGCUACAAAUAUGAUCGAAGAGCGUGCAGUGGAGAAAAAGGCUGCCAGUUUACAGUGGGUGGAUAUCCGAUCUGAUUUGGCAGAUAUUAACCUUGGAAUCAACGGAGAUUUCCAGGCUCAGAAUGCCUCUUUGGCUAUUGCUCUCUGCCAGGCUCACCUCAAUAAACUGGGCUUUGCUGUCGAUACUGAUACGCUACCAGAUGAGUUUAUCAGAGGCCUUGAGCAGGCUCGUUGGCCCGGAAGAUGUCAAAUUCUUCCUGAUAAACAGAGAAAAGACCUUACCUGGUUUAUUGAUGGGGCUCAUACAAAAGAAUCUAUUCAGGGUGCCUCCCACUGGUUCACAACUGUGACAAAUCCAGAAAGAAAAAGGGUAUUACUCUUUAAUCAGCAGACUAGGGAUCCUCAGCUUCUGUUGAAGACUCUUUACCAUGAGAUGGAGAAGGCUAAGUUAAUGUUUAGUCACGUGGUGUUCACUACUAAUGUCACCUGGUCUUCUGGUGAGUACUCGGAGGAUUUGGUUUCUCUCAAUACAUCCGCCAAACAGGUGGAUUCGCUUGAAGUCCAGACUCUUUCCGCUGAGAUCUGGAACAAACUCGAUAAAAAGUCCCGAAAACAUAUUUUCCAUGACCUACAAACAAGCAUUAACUUUAUUUGCUCCUUAGAGGGUCCCCUGGAUGUGUUUGUGUGCGGCUCCUUGCAUUUAGUUGGUGGUUUCCUUGUCGUCCUUGAGUCUAAGGAAGGUAAGAUGAUUACGGGUUUAUAA